AUGGGCAAGCAGACGGCGGUGGUCGUGCGUCAAUACAACAAGGAUAACCCACCCGAAGCUCUCGAUGUCGUGACAAAGGACAUUCCGGAGCCCAAAGCAGGCAUGGGCGUCAUUGAGAAGCUCGGGCCACAGCCAUCAAAGCUCCCAACAGAGACAGCCAGGCAGAAACUCAAGGAAGGGCAGCGCGUGGUCGCAGUGCCCUGGCCAUCCACAGAGGGCGAAGGCACAUGGCAGCAGUAUGUCGCUGUGCCUCUCGAGAACCUGGUGCCAGUGAGGGAUGAGGUGUCGAAUGAGGACGCCUCUCAGUACCUUGUCAACCCUGUGACAGCUCUGGGAUUCCUGGAAGACCUGAAAAUCCCCAAGGGCAAGUAUCUGCUGCAGAAUGCUGCCAACAGUGUCUUGGGAAAGGAAGUCAUCUCACUGGCAAAGAAGCAAGGCAUCAAGACCAUCAAUGUGGUGCGGCGGAAUGAGGUCAUCAAUGAGCUGAAGGAGCUUGGGGCGGAUGAGGUCAUCAACAGCAAGACAGAUGACAUCGUGGCCAGGGUGAAAGAGAUCACAGGCGUCUACGUCCCUGUUGUGGACCUCCUGUGGCGCGACAUAACUGUUCGCGGUUUCUGGCUGAACGUGUGGCUGGGCCGUCUGCCCAAGGAUGUCAAGGAGCAGAAGCUGCAGGAGGUCAUGGACCUCAUGGCAGAUGGCACCAUCAAGCCUCCACCUGCCCGUGCAAAAUACCCGCUCAAGGAGGUGAAGAAGGCACUGGAGGAUGCCAUGAGCAAGUCAGGCAGUGCUGGGAAGGUGCUGCUGGAAGGUUGA
This is a messenger RNA of Coccomyxa subellipsoidea C-169, 813 nucleotides long. RefSeq names its product NAD(P)-binding protein. Gene Ontology annotation, molecular function: oxidoreductase activity. The record is from RefSeq and is a predicted model, not a curated record. Bases 1 to 813 code for a protein of 270 amino acids. Lineage: Eukaryota; Viridiplantae; Chlorophyta; Trebouxiophyceae; Coccomyxaceae. The transcript is spliced from 10 exons.